This is a messenger RNA of Mesorhabditis belari, 1461 nucleotides long. The record is from the annotation of a GenBank genome assembly. Lineage: Eukaryota; Metazoa; Nematoda; Chromadorea; Rhabditida; Rhabditidae.
AUGUCAGCUCAACGCGCUGAUCCCCGUGGGUUCAUCAAUGCGACAGGCUAUGCGGCGGCUUGUGCCCAACAAUGGGACUCGAACAGUCAAGAGGAUUGUCUGUACAUCAAUGUAUUUACACCGGUUAAUAUGACGUCAGCUGCGAAGCUUCCGGUCUUCGUCUGGAUCUAUGGAGGCGGAUUUGUUGGUGGAAACGGUAAUUUGGGUGCUGGGAUGUACUCGAAUUUGAUCAAUCGUGGCCCGUUGAUCGUUGUCUCGAUGAACUAUCGUGUUGGAGCUUUUGGUUUCCUAACAACUAGAACCUACGACGCGCCCGGGAACGCAGGGAUCUCCGACGUUCUUGAAGCUCUAAACUGGGUCCAGAGAUACAUCUCGUUUUUCGGUGGAGAUCCGACAAAGGUGACUGUCGGCGGGCAAAGCGCUGGCUCCGAGGCGGCCUCGUUCGUUUCACUGAGUCCCUGGGGGCUGGGCCUUUAUCGUGGCCUCAUUCUCGAGUCCGGUAGCGCUUUCGGCGCUGCUUUGAUGUCCUACUCGGAGAAAACGCGAAAUACCACAAAGGAUUUAGCGAUAAGGCUCGGCUGUACAACGAGUGCCGACUAUGAUCAAGGUCGAUCGUUCCAUGACAUUGUUUUGUGUCUGCAAAGCAAGAAAGCCGCCUCGAUCAUGUCCGUUGAUGAUCAGCUGCCAAAUCAUCGAAUGAAAUGGGCGCCCGUUCAGGACACGAAUAUUCUGCCACAACGCCUCGAGAAUCUGGCUCGUUUACGGCAACAAGUGCCCGUUUUAGUUGGCGAUGUAAAGGAUGAAUGGGUUGGAUGGGAUCAAUCUUUGAUUACAAAUAAUCUGAAAUGGUUCACGAAGGGAAAUGUGGAAAAUUCGCUUUCCAGCUCCUACGAAAUGACAUAUUGGGAUAAACAGGACGAUGUGACAAAAGCUUGUCUCAAGAAAUACACAGAAAAUCAACCGUUCAGCGAUACGGAUUCAAUCCAAUGGGCUUCUACGCAUAUCCGGCUCUUCUCCGAGAUGGUUUUCGUCGGUCCAGCGCUUCGAGACGCUAAAUAUUUCUCGUAUACUGGCAGCGAUGUCUUUCUUUACUCGUUCGAUUAUUUGAAUCCAGCUGCCAUCCCGGAGGAGAAUAUCACAGCCUUGCGGGGCGUCCCCCAUGGCUGGGAACUUCAAUACAUUUUCAACGACGGACACUCAUGGCCAACGACUGAUAAUGACACGAAAACCACGGAGCUUAUGGGGAAAUUGUGGACGAAUUUCGUUCUCUAUGGGAACCCAACUCCAGCCAAUGGGCUCAAGACCGGAUUCACUUGGCCAACGCUGUCGGCUGCAGGGGAUACAAAUGAGUAUGUUUCCCUUGGACCAGACGCAAUUGUAUCGAAGAAUUACCAUCCGAGUGCGAUGUUUUGGGUUUGCGAUGCGCCGACGAUCGACGGAUGGAAGCCACAAUAUUGUGCA